Molecule: messenger RNA, 876 nt
Organism: Phytophthora sojae
Lineage: Eukaryota; Oomycota; Peronosporomycetes; Peronosporales; Peronosporaceae
Exons: 1
Source: RefSeq, a predicted model, not a curated record
AUGGUGUGCAACAACCAAGAGCUGGAGACGCCCACCGGCCAUUCGUGGCCACCGCCAGUCUUGAAAAAACCUGCGGCCUCUACGCGCACCCAGCAGAAGCGCGAAGAAGAUGAAGAGCGGAAACCCUCCGAGCGCUCGUCCACCGGCGCGUCGUCCUUGGCCCUGGACUCCUCAGUCUCGUUCGACCUUGAAGCCGACGACAACGACAACGACAUUGCCGACGAAACCCAAAUGCUGCACGACAUGGCCGACAACAUGAUCGGCCGCAACGUCCCCUUCAACACGCCCUUCGGCGUCAAGGCCCAAGUCUACGCCGACUACACGGCCAGCGGCAAGUCGCUCGAGUGCAUCGAGCGCUUCAUCCAUGACCACGUCAUGCCCACCUACGGCAACACGCACACCACCACGUCCGUCACGGGGCUGCAGACCACCUCGUUCCGAGAGGAGGCGCGCCACAUCAUCGCCAACGCCGUCAACGCGCGCGCGUCCAAGGACGUCGUCAUCUUCGCCGGUCAGGGCUGCACCAGCGCCAUCAACAAGCUGGUCACGGCGCUCGGCAUCAACAAGGGCCGCCGUCGCCACCGGGCCAGCAAGCGGCCCGUGAUCUUCACGUGCCCGUUCUCACACCACUCGAACCUCCUGCCGUGGCGCGAGAGUCCGUGUGCGGACGAGGUGCAGAUCCCCGAGGCGGAGGGCGGCGGCCUCGACCUGGAGGAGCUGGAACGGCAACUUCAACGUCACCAGAACCGGCCGCUGAAGAUCGGGUCCUUCGCCGCGGCCUCCAACCUCACGGGCAUGCUCAUCGACGUGGACGAGGUGUCCAAGCUGCUGCACAAGUACGGUGCACUGGCCUGCUGGGACUACGCGACCUGCGCC